Molecule: messenger RNA, 1494 nt
Organism: Saccharomyces eubayanus
Lineage: Eukaryota; Fungi; Ascomycota; Saccharomycetes; Saccharomycetales; Saccharomycetaceae
Gene: UGA2
Product: succinate-semialdehyde dehydrogenase (NAD(P)(+))
Exons: 1
Coding region: 1-1494 (497 amino acids)
Biological process (GO): GABA catabolic process
Molecular function (GO): succinate-semialdehyde dehydrogenase (NAD+) activity
Source: RefSeq, a predicted model, not a curated record
AUGAGCUUGAGCAAGUAUUCCAAACCAACUUUAAACGAUCCUAAUUUAUUUAGAGAAUCUGCAUAUGUCAACGGUGAAUGGAUCAAAGGUACGGACGAGUUUUUUGAGGUGGUAGACCCUGCAUCUGGUGAAAUCAUAGCAAGGGUUCCCGAACAGCCAGUCUCUGUGGUUGAAAAAGCGAUUGAUGUGGCUUAUUCUGCCUUCAAAACCUACAAAAAUACGUCACCAAGAGAGAGAUCCAAGUGGCUCAGAAAAUUGUACAAUCUAAUGCUUGAUAAUUUGGAUGAUCUAGCCACAAUCAUUACUUUAGAAAAUGGUAAGGCCCUAGAAGAAGCUAAGGGAGAAGUCAAAUACGCAGCUUCGUAUUUUGAAUGGUAUGCCGAGGAAGCACCUCGUUUAUAUGGUACUACCAUUCAACCCUUGAACCCCAACAAUAGAGUUUUUACUAUUAGGCAACCUGUUGGUGUAUGCGGUAUAAUUUGUCCUUGGAAUUUCCCAAGCGCUAUGAUUACAAGAAAGGCUGCUGCUGCCUUAGCUGUUGGUUGCACAGUGGUCAUCAAGCCAGAUUCCCAAACACCGCUGUCCGCUUUAGCAAUGGCAUACUUGGCUGAAAAAGCUGGCUUUCCUAAGGGUUCAUUUAACGUUAUUCUUUCUCAUGCUAACACGCCGAAGCUUGGUAUGACAUUAUGCGAAUCACCAAAAGUGAAGAAAGUUACCUUCACUGGUUCGACGAAUGUUGGAAAAAUAUUGAUGAAACAGUCAUCUUCUACUUUGAAGAAACUGUCUUUUGAAUUGGGUGGGAAUGCUCCAUUUAUCGUCUUUAAGGAUGCUGAUCUGGACCGAGCUGUGGAACAAGCCAUAGUCUGUAAGUUUAGAGGACUGGGUCAAACUUGUGUAUGCGCAAAUAGGCUAUACGUUCACUCUUCCAUAAUUGAUAGAUUUGCCAAAUCAUUAGCAGAUGGAGUUAAAAAAUUUGUACUUGGUCAUGGGUUGGACCCAAAAACCACACAUGGUUGUGUCAUCAAUUCUGAUGCCAUUGAGAAAGUUGAACGUCAUAAGCAAGACGCCAUUUCCAAAGGAGCGAAAGUUGUUCUUGAGGGUGGCCGCCUUCCUGAUUUAGGACCUAACUUUUAUGCUCCAGUUAUAUUGUCACAUGUGCCACCAACGGCCAUUGUUGCCAAAGAAGAAACCUUCGGUCCUUUAUGUCCAAUUUUUUCAUUUGACACUAUGAAGGAAGUUGUUGGGUAUGCAAAUGACACCGAGUUUGGUUUGGCAGCUUACGUUUUUUCCAAAAAUGUCGACACUCUAUAUACUGUGUCUGAAGCGUUAGAAACUGGUAUGGUUUCAUGUAAUACAGGUGUCUUCUYGGACUGUUCUCUACCAUUCGGUGGUAUCAAAGAAUCAGGGUUUGGAAGAGAAGGCUCGCUACAUGGUGUUGAUGACUAUACCGUCUUGAAGACUGUCACAAUCGGUAAAUUGCCAGAUAGUAUUUAG